Molecule: messenger RNA, 3506 nt
Organism: Hippocampus zosterae (dwarf seahorse)
Lineage: Eukaryota; Metazoa; Chordata; Actinopteri; Syngnathiformes; Syngnathidae
Product: leucine-rich repeat-containing protein 3-like
Exons: 2
Coding region: 1261-2100 (279 amino acids)
Cellular component (GO): plasma membrane
Molecular function (GO): protein binding
Source: RefSeq, a predicted model, not a curated record
AACUGCUGUGGGUCCAGCAAGCAGUUAAAAUGAGUUUGUAUUAUCGGCACGUUUGGGGAGUGGUUAGCACGUCCGCCUUGUAGUGCAGUGGUCAUAGGUUCGAUCCUGGCUUCGGCCUUCCUGUGUAGAGUUGCAUGUUUUUUCCAUGCCUGAGCCAAUUUCCUCCCACAUUAAAAAAAAAAAACACGCAUGGUAGGUUAAUGGAGCACUCAAAACUGCCCCAGAGUGUCAUUAUUAGUGUGAAUGGCCGGUUGUCUAUGUGCAGGCUGGGAUUGGCUGGCGGCUGGUUCAGGGUGUUCUCCUCUGGCUGCCCGAGGACUUCAGCAAGCCUGCGGCCCUCGUGGGAUUCAGCAGUUUCAGAUAAUGGAUGAAUGAACGAAUUUGUAUUAUAAAAGGAUGAAUUGUGGUCGCUCUGAUGCACCACUUCAAAAUGGAAGCAUCUCGAUCUUAGGUUGUGGCAUUCUAUUAGUUCACCACUAGAUGGCACUAUGUUCUACAUACUACACCUUUAAACUGCGAUAUUGAUCUGUCGCGCCAUCAUCCCCCGACACCCCUUUUGCAUCAUUCAACGAAAAAGCAUAUUUUUCAAUUCUAUACACAUUAAUCAUAUAGUUACAUAAAUAAAUUCAUGGUAAAAUUUACAUUGCAAAUCAGGUAAUGGCCAUUUUUUUUCUUCAUUUAAUUUUGUACAUGAAAAAGAUAAUACACGAUGUAUAAAUGGAACAUCCAAUUUGCUACAAAGAAAAUGUAUUUAACUGUCAUACGCAAUCAAAUAAGAAGAGUCGCCACAAUGAGUUAAAUGUCUAGCAGAUGUAAUUACAGUGUCGUCUAUGAGAGUGUCUCCGGGAGUGUGACCUCUUAGAAACUCAAAACACACACACGCACGCGCGCACACACACACACACACACGCACACACACAGGCUUAAAACUGCACCGACAGCAGCCGGCAAAGUCUCAUUGAGCACUUGCAUCUUGGCGGCUGCAGCUGCUUUUUGCUGUUCCUUUUUGGGGUUCAAGCUAAGGACAUAUGAUGGAGAAGAUUUUUCAAUUCCGUUGAACAUUUUCCUGUGACGCAUUCAGGACCAAACUGAGAGGAGGGAACGUCCAGUCAUUGGCAAAAGAUGAGGAGGGACCAAAACAAAACGUUAUACUCCUCUUUGGCAGAUGAUGUCGACAGGGCUCCACUCUGAAAUCUCGUGUCCCAACGAUGCGAAGGUUGCCACACAUUUCGUGCGAGAUCCUGUCUUAUCUGGAGCCAGAUGACAAACGAUCAGGUGACAGUCGAAAAUGGCGCUGAAGACAAAACUUCCGGACGAAUGGGGACCACUCCAAGGUCAUCCAAUAAUCCUUGCUCUUAUCUUGACUUCCUGGGUUCACUGUGGCUUCUAUUGACCAUGAUCACCAUCGCGCGUGCCUGCCCAAAAAGGUGCCAUUGCACUGAAAGGAAUGGCGCUGUGGUGCAGUGCACGUCACGUAACUUGGACAACAUCCCCUCCAAUCUGCCCAAGGACACCGUGGUUCUCUUGCUCUCGUCCAACCAGAUCACACACGUCCCCAAGGAAGCCUUCACGGACCUCCACCAACUCAGGGACCUCGACCUUUCCCAUAACCUCAUUGAAAGCUUGGAGGUCGGCGCUUUCCAAGGAAUUUCCCAAGGCUUGAGGACCUUGGACCUUUCAAACAACCACCUCAGCAGCCUGCCAAAGGAAACCUUCACGAAACUGCAAGCUCGUGUGCGCUUGUCCAAUAACCCCUGGAACUGCGAGUGCUCUUUGCAGGAAGUGUUGAGGGAGCUGAGACUCGACCCCGAGACGAUCAAUGAGGUGAGCUGCUCGAUGUCUGCGCAGGACGAAUAUGUCGGCCAACCGGUCAUCCAGGUGUUGGACUCGGGAAUCAACUUCUGCAACUUUCACCAGAAGACGACGGAUGUGGCCAUGUUCGUGGCCAUGUUCUGUUGGUUCGCCAUGGUGACCGCUUACAUCAUCUACUACAUCCGACACAACCAGGAGGAGGCAAGAAGGCACUUGGAGUACCUCAAGUCCUUGCCGAGCAAUUCCCAUAUCAGCGGGGACUACGAUACAGCCAGCAGUGUGUUUUAGAAAUGAUGCACCAAUGAAUAUAAAUGAGUGUGCAUUGAUGCAUAUAGAUGAAAGUCAAGCAGGGAAAAUGUUUGAGGCUUGUGAGCGAUAAAACCAGCUCGACGAUACAUUGCUGCACAAGUCAGAUGUGAUAAGAAGCAUCCAAAAAAUUAAAACAAUUCACUGUCUUGAAAAACACGCACAUAUGUGUCGAGAAGGACAAAAUGUGAAUGUCUAGAAUUUUCUGUGUUUGGUUGUCAUCCCCAAAAAAGUCUCUGAAGUCUGAGUUUUAUUUGUGCUGUGGAAACAACUCAAGGCAGGAUCUGUUUGAGCAAGGUGAAGGGCAGAUGUAGCCUUUGUGACUUUCUUGAUUUGAAGUACUCAAGUGGCGUUCUGGAUUUUGAUGUAUUUAUGUUCUACAGCAAAUCUGUCCUUAUUAAUGGAAUGCAUAUUGUAUGCAGAUUUUUAGUGUCUUUAAACAUAUAUCACAUUUUGCUAGAGAUUAAAUUACUUUAGCCCUAUAGUGCUAAGAACGAAUUAAAAAAAUAAAAUAAGGGAAAUGUAGAUAUGACAUCCAAGAGUUAUUCAUUCAUCCAUUUUUUAAUCCGCUUAUCCUCACGAGGGUCGCGGGCGUCCUCGAGCCUAUCCAUACUGUUGUGGGCGGGGGACACCCUGAUCUGUUUGCCAGCCAAUUGCAGAUCCAACUGUAGUUAUUUUCUGAACAAUGAAAUAAACAAACAUUGCAAAUGAGAACGUUUUAUUCUCGGGCUGCUGAUGUUACCAAUACAUCAGCAGCCUGAGAAUAUAAUAUAGAAAUAAAUAAUAAAUUCCCAUUUACUCUUCAAGACAGUGUCUUUUACAUUUUGCAGCUAUUGAUCGCAGCAGAUGAAAACUGUACAACGCAACAAAUAACAAGCACACAGGUCCUCUACCAACAAAUUAAAUCCAUAAAUAGGAUACGACUGUGCAAGGCUUCUUAGAGUAUCUUGUUGCAGUUUAUUGGACUUGGGGGUUUUUUUUGCCUCGUGGUUGCAUUCUAAUUUGCCUAACCAUGUGACCAAGUGUUUUAUGCAAUUAUAUUUCUUGGACCUUGCUCUCCUCAAACCACUUCCACUCCAGGUCUUUGUCCCAAGGCUGUAAAGUGAGAUUUACAUUCAUAAUUUGGAAAUGGUUGAGUUCAGAAAAGUCAGUGGAUUGAAAAUUGCUGCAAUUCAUUCAAGCCAAGACAUGAAUCAGGAAGAAAAGUUUGUUCCUGAAAAAUUCAGUUUCUUCAGACUGUAGACUUCGAACAGCUGGAAGACCAAUUGAGUUGCAACUACCAUUAGCUCAACUCAAAUGUGAGUUUGUAUAAAUCAUUAUCUGAUGUGUCAGUGUCUGGUUUAAUAAAGGUAAGUGUGGUUGAAGAAUCCUUCAAGCCAGUAAAGCAA